AUGAACGCUUGGGAUCUAUAUAAGAUGUGGAUAGCACAAAGCAUGAUUUCAUAUGAGAAUAUUGGAGACAAGGAGGACACUUUAAUGGACAUCGCUGAGCUGUACUUUUGUGAGUUGGCCUCCAGGUCCAUCGUUCAAGUUGAAAUUCAGUAUACUUAUGAUGACGGUGCAAAUAGAACUGGACAAUAUUAUAGAUGCAAACUUCAUGACGUAGUACGAGAACUAUGUUUGAAAUCGGGGAAACGGGAGGAUUUUGGAGUGUUGAGUUUUGAGUAUCAUGGAGGAAAGUUACCAAGAGGAAUCACUAAUCUUGUUCACCUUAGAUUUUUGCGUUUAGAAGAAUGUAAACUUGAUAAGCUACCAUCAUCCAUCAGGAAUUUGGUAUACAUGGAUACCCUUGAUUUAAUGCUUUCAGAGAAUGUUGAAGUUCCAAAUGUUUUUAAGGAGAUGUUGCGAUUGAAACACUUGACAUUUCCUGUGUACGGAAAUGAAAAGCAACAAUACACAAUAAAGAAAGCUUGUCAGCUUAUCAAGAAUGCCAUUAUGAAUUGGAAGAAGAUAGUGGUUUGUCAUGUUUCUAUUCAAUCCAGUUGUGAUUUAACAACUGAUCAAAUGCUGGAGAAGGCUUUGACAUGUCCCAAUCUUCAUGAGUUUGGUAUUAGCUCUAAGUUAGGAAAGUUACUAACACAGUGCGGGAGUGACUUGAUGAGCUCGAAACAUAGGAUUUUGGAUCUGUUUGAAACUGAGAUUGAGGAUGAUCCAAUGGGGAUACUCAUACUAGGAAAGCUUCCUUGCUUAAUAAGAUUGCGAUUAUAUUGGAAAUCAGUUGUUGGGGAGGAGAUGAUGUGUCCAGCAAACAGUUUCCCUUUUCUUAAGAGGCUAACGUUGAGAGGUUUACCAAAUUUAAGGAAGUGGAGAGUGGAGGCAGAAGCCAUGCCCCUUCUCUCUAAACUAACGAUCGGAGAGUGUUCUUUUUUGGAGAUGAUUCCAGAGGGAUUGUGUAGCAUUUCCAUCCUUCAAAAACUUGUGAUUGAAGGAAUGCCGAAAUUGAGAAAAAUGGUAUUGCAAUCAGGACAGGAUUUCCACAAAGUCCGCCAUGUCCCUUCAAUUCGCAUCAUGGACUAG
This is a messenger RNA of Salvia hispanica, 1125 nucleotides long. The record is from RefSeq and is a predicted model, not a curated record. NCBI's taxonomy places the organism in Eukaryota, Viridiplantae, Streptophyta, Magnoliopsida, Lamiales, Lamiaceae.